This is a messenger RNA of Papilio machaon (common yellow swallowtail), 759 nucleotides long. RefSeq names its product ribonuclease H-like. Bases 1 to 759 code for a protein of 252 amino acids. Gene Ontology annotation, molecular function: nucleic acid binding; RNA-DNA hybrid ribonuclease activity. NCBI's taxonomy places the organism in Eukaryota, Metazoa, Arthropoda, Insecta, Lepidoptera, Papilionidae. The transcript has a single exon. The record is from RefSeq and is a predicted model, not a curated record. Gene Ontology annotation, biological process: DNA replication, removal of RNA primer.
AUGGCGAAAAAGAAACUGAACGCAAUCCAAAGAGGCUUCGUUCAGAAGGUUGUCCGGACAUACAGAACAGCGUCGCUGGACUCGGUCCUACUGCUCGCUGGGAUACUUCCACUAGACUUAAGAAUUCAAGAAGCAGCCGCAAUUUACGAAAUUAAAAAAGGAUUUUCCCAGCGAAUAGUAGGAGACCGGGUAGUAGAGACAAGAGUACCAUACAACAACAAAGUACACCCCUCAGAAAGGGAAGAGACUGAAUACACCUGCCUGGAAGACUGUGCAGAGCUGCCGAACUCCAUCAUAAACAUCUACACGGAUGGCAGUAAAAUCGAGGGGACGGUCGGAGCCGCACUAUCAAUUUGGGAUGGUGCGGUGGAGACUAAAACCCGAAAACUAAAACUUGAUAACUGCUGUACGGUCUAUCAGGUAGAGCUACUUGCUAUAAACGCAGCGACCAAUAUAGCACUCGCAACCCCUGGAAAUUACAAUAUCCUCUCGGACUCUAGAUCAGCACUCCAAACCCUCGCGGAUCCAGACGACACCCAUCCUCUGGCGGAAGAAGCAAGGAAAAACAUCCGGAGAAUAAAAACCAGAGGGAACACGAUUAACCUAUACUGGGUUAAAGCACAUGUAGGCAUAACAGGGAAUGAAAGGGCGGAUGCCCUGGCCAAAGAUGCAGCACUGAAAUUAAAAAAGAAGCCUGACUACGAACAAUGUCCUGUUUCAAACAGGCUUUGCGGAAUAUCUCCAUCGCUUCAAGCGUAG